Hevea brasiliensis (rubber tree) is the source of this 2210-nucleotide messenger RNA. Its product is annotated as cysteine and histidine-rich domain-containing protein RAR1. The coding region runs from base 1364 to 1957 and encodes 197 amino acids. The record is from RefSeq and is a predicted model, not a curated record. Lineage: Eukaryota; Viridiplantae; Streptophyta; Magnoliopsida; Malpighiales; Euphorbiaceae. The transcript is spliced from 5 exons. Gene Ontology annotation, molecular function: Hsp90 protein binding. Gene Ontology annotation, cellular component: nucleus; cytoplasm. Gene Ontology annotation, biological process: defense response to bacterium; defense response to fungus.
AUUUGGUUGUCCAAUUGUAUCUUGGGCUUGGCCCAUUUCAGAAAUCCUGGUUUCGGUGAUUGAUGCAUGAGAUAAUGCUGUUAAAAAGAAGAAUCAAUUCUAUUUCCCAAAGCCGCCCAAUUUACAUAAAAUAAAGUGCGUUCAGAUUCUAGUCGAUUCUUCGCAGUCUUCUAACACCUACUGCGACUUGAGAGAGAGAGAGGGAGAGAAUGGAGCGGGAGGUCGUUAGGCUUCGUUGCCAGCGAAUCGGAUGCAACGCCACAUUCACCGAAGACGAUAAUCCCGAAGGUUCCUGUCAAUACCAUGAUUCGGUAUGCCUUACCUUUUGAAUUUGGUUGCAUCUUUUCCUUUCUGUUUCUGUAAACCAUUGAAAUUGUUUUGAAGCUUCAUACAGUUCAUAAUUGAUGAAUCACGAAUUACUGCGUUUCAAUUAGGUUAACUAAGUACCAAUGAGGAUUCCUUGGUCUCUUUUAUUUAUUUAUUUGUUUAAAAUGAUGGACGUGAGCAGCUUCACCAAGCUACUUUCCGUUUUUAGAUGGUUGGCAUGAACUGUUAGUUUUAAUUCUUGUUUGAAAUGGUUGGAAUCAACUAUUAAUUGGAGUAAUAGGACCUUCUUUGUUUCAUUCACAAAUCUGCGAGAUUGAUCUCAUCCUCGGCUAUUAUGUUCAUGAUUUUGGUACAUCGCCUAAUUAGACAAGUUAUCUAGUCUUUCAAUUGCCUUCUAAUUAACGAGAAGAGAUCAAAGUUGACGGAUCUCUCUUCUGUAUCGUGUUGGUUGCUGGCUAUAAUUCAUUUGGCUCUUCAACUUUGUAAUUGAUGCAUAACAACAUCUGGCUAUUGAGAAUUUGAGAUGAUGUUUGUAAUCUCUGUGAUUUCCCUUUUUCAUGGACUAAGUUGUCAAGCACAGAAACUCCCCAAUGUGGACAUGUAAUUUAGGUUCCUCAAAUAGCAAGGCAGAAAACUUUGAUGAAUAUGUGGAUAUGUAAAAGCUUAGAUUUACAAGAGACUCAUUCUUAAAGUGUACAAUGCACCAUUUUUGUUCAAUUGUUGAUGAGUUUAGGUUUUCUACAUAGCAUAGAUUAUACAGUUCAGCAUUGUACUUUAAAGUUUAAACUGUGUAGAUGGUUGUCGUUUCUGUUGCUAGUUGUUGAAAUUGUAUUUUACAUAGAUCUGGGUUUCCAGAAACAUCAAUUACAUUUCCCUCCUUUUUGUUUUAAGAGUCUACAUAUUUUAUUUUUAUGUGUUAUCAUUAUCACUGCUGAUCGUGAAACCAAUUGCUUGCAUUGCCCUUUUAUUUACUUUUGUAAUUGAAUACUGAAUUUGAAGUAUUUUUGGAUUAUGCUAAUUAGCUUUUUAACUUUACAUGGUUGGGCUGUGUAUCGCUGCAAAUGCGCAUAUGUAUUGUCAGGGACCUAUUUUCCAUGAUGGAAUGAAAGAAUGGAGUUGUUGCAAGAAAAGAAGUCAUGAUUUCACCUUAUUUUUAGAAAUUCCUGGAUGUAAGACAGGUAAACACACAACUGAGAAACCUGUGUUAGCAAAGGCUACUGCAAGUCCAAAGAAUCCAAUUCCUCCUCCCACUGCAGCUACCACAACCAACUUGUCCUCUAAGGAAUCUUGUCCUAGGUGCAAGCAGGGUUUCUUUUGCUCAGAUCAUGGUUCCCAAGCAAAGCAAGCUCCACUUGCUAGAAGCAAUGUGGGUACGCAAGGGUCCUCUGCACCUCCAAAGAUGGUAGUAGACAUAAACCAGCCUCAAACCUGCAGGAAUCAGGGGUGUGGUAAAACUUUCAAAGAAAAAGAUAAUCAUGAAACUGCCUGUAGUUACCAUCCUGGGCCUGCUGUUUUUCAUGAUCGGUUGAGAGGGUGGAAAUGUUGUGAUGUCCAUGUAAAGGAGUUUGAUGAAUUCAUGAGCAUUCCACCUUGCACAAAGGGAUGGCACAAUGCUGAUCCAGCGUCUUGAGCUUCACGAGAUGAAAUGUUCCUCUGCUAUUUCUUGUAUUUGAAAAUUUUGUUCAGGGCGAUAUAUUUUCCUGUCUGGCUGUUCCACUGGAAUUAAACUUUCUUCCAGUUGGCCUCUCCUUAUGAUUUCCUUUUUCUUCCUCCAGUCUUUUCGCCUUGUGAAACUGUUGUUACAAUUGUGGACUCCUGCUUUUGGUAGGAUGCCUGUGAACUUCUUCAAUCGUUUAUAAUGAAGGAACCUGGCCAUUUACAAA